This is a messenger RNA of Mus pahari (shrew mouse), 1041 nucleotides long. It is a transcript of the gene Lypd8, whose product is annotated as LY6/PLAUR domain containing 8. Bases 91 to 891 code for a protein of 266 amino acids. The record is from RefSeq and is a predicted model, not a curated record. NCBI's taxonomy places the organism in Eukaryota, Metazoa, Chordata, Mammalia, Rodentia, Muridae. The transcript is spliced from 6 exons. Gene Ontology annotation, biological process: defense response to Gram-negative bacterium.
UUCCACCUUUCUCGGGAUAGCGUCCUUGGCUGGACCCAGAAGGUUUGAGGCUCUGUGGCCCCAUCCUCUGGGGAAGUCAACUCCAGCAUCAUGAGAGGCGUCUUCAUUGCUGGUGUCAUCGCGGCAUUCGCCAUCACAGUUGUAGACUCCCUGAGUUGUACACAGUGUCAUGUGUUCAAUAGCACCUGUGAUGCCCAGGCCACCGAAUGCAGUGCGAACUCCUUGAGUUGUGUGGAGUCCUUUGUCAACUCCACUCUAGGAGGGUUCCUGCAUGUGUACCAGAACAAGUUCUGCUCUGCAUCCGAGUGCACCGAGAACAGCACGGAGGUGGCCUUCACUGUCCAUCUAUCUGAUGACCGAAGAUACCAUUUUGCAAGCCAUUGCUGCCAAGGAAAGCCCUGCAAUGUCACCCACUCUGAAUCCGGAACACAGAACUUAACUAACAUGCAGUGUGUGUCUUGCUAUGGUACAAACAAUGCAUCCUGCCAGGAGAAACCCCAGCUGUGUUACAAAGGAGAACAAUGUGUCCACAUCGUCUCGGAGCUGACAAAUGGCACGGGCAGAGUGGAGCUGAAGGGCUGUUCCGAUAUCAGCAACUCUACUUGUCAAUUCCUGUCCACUGGGAACAAAACAGUUGGAGAGUUUGUUUUCAAGUCGGUUGAAUGCACACAGCCCACUGAGACCAACUCGACCAUCACUACCCCCCCAAUCACCAACACUUCCCUCUCCUCUGUUACCCCACCAGGCAUCAACAUUUCUUCCACCUCUGUUACCCAACCAGGCGUCAAGACUUCCCCCAAACCUGUUACUCCACAGGCUAGCAUGGGCAUCAAAGCUUCCUUCACCUCCUCUCUCUUUGGCAGCCUCCUUCUUCUGAAGCUGCUGUUUUGAGGUUCCUGGACUCUGCCCCAUCCAGUGUCCCAUGGGUGUCAACACUUUUCACAUACCUUCCAGGGAGACUGUCCAGUAGGUUGGAAGUCACAGGACUCCAGGCAAUGCUAGCAACCACAGUGUCUCCUUUAUUAAAGUGUUGCUUGAGGU